AUGAACACCGCCGCCACGGACAAUAACCAGGGUUUUGGAUUGUUGACAUCGUCAUCGCGAAGCCUCAGGCACCAAGAUAACGAUAACAACCGACGCCAAUUUCACCGUCAGCUCAACUCUGCAACCAACGCCAGGCCCUGUGGCAUAUUCAAUUCGGUUUCUACAGUCACCCCGAACCACCGCGUUAUCAAUCCUAUGCAGACGCCCCGUACAUCACCUCCCUCAACCCCAUCAUGGCCGGCUCCGUCCCCCGUCACCGUCUUCCUGCGCAACAUCCAGCUACUACAACUUGACCAGCGACCAAACUGGCCCGGCCUUUCUCGCAAACUCUUUUCCGGUGGGCAAAAAGUGCAGACUCAACGAGUAAAGAGUGUGGAAUGGGCAUUGUACCAUUUAUUUCUGCUAUGGGAUCCGUCCGAGGCGAAGAAUAAACUUCGACCCUUUUUCCCGCCCUUAGAGCCUCUACAAUCGGUCAACCUACGCGCCGCUCUAUUCCGGGCAUUAUCCGAUCUCAAGAAAAAUGGCGAUUUGGGACGAGACACAAUACUACGCAAGACGAUGCUGGACGACUGCAAAGGGGCGAAAUUCGAGGAAGUUCUAGCCGUGUUUUCAACCGCGGUUCUGCAAAAGGUCGUAUGCGAAAAUAAUCCCUCGGAGCUCGGGGUUCGCCUAGCUCUGGCUAGAAGUAUAUCUGAGAAUGAAGUGGAGGGAAAACUGGUUCCGUUGAUAAUAGCCCAUCACGCUGCGUUGAGCGCUGCUAGGAGGGAUAAUGGUAGGAUACGAGAAGGUCAUGAACAGUUUGUGAAGCUGCUUGAUGAGAAAGCGAAAGAAUUGGCGGCGCGUUCAAGCAAUAAGUUGCAGGUCACAGACGAUUUUCCGGAGUCUGAGAGACUAGUGCGCGAUGUCAAGGCUAACUGGCUCGGGGGUCAAAAUGUGGCCGAUUUCUUGUUUAAUGGCGGCUCGUCUGUCGAGAAGGAUGCUUUCUUGGAGUUGCCAUUUGAGAAAGCAUGGAAUCAUGCGAGAAAAGGACAUAUUGAGCAAUUACGUCGUCCGUCACAUAUGGAUUUGCUUGAGGAUAUGGAACGGGUUUCUUCAAAGCAGCGAGCUCGGUUACAACGCUUGAGAGACGUGAAGAAAUCAUUAUCACAGGCCAAGCGAGGAAGCAGGACGGCCACGAUGACCAACUCGCAGUACAAGGAUCGAGGUCUUACUUUCAGAGACCACCAAACACUGACGGUAGCAGGCAUCUCAAAAUCACUACGAGAGACUGCGGAGCCUCGUGAUUUGUUUGUUGAGCAUCAAGCAAUUAUCGAUUCCUUGAGAAGUACCUUGUCUGAAGUUAAGGGCAUACAGACGGAACAUUUUUCGCACAGUCCCAACGUAGAGCCACCGCCAUCAAAUCGAUUAUCGCCCAUACCAGACACCGAGAGUUUCGCCCCCUCUUCGUCCCCGUCGCCCAGUGUUCAAGUCACCGACUACGAGAAUAAGCACCACGCCAGUGGGCACUCCCCUAACGACCCAGAUGAUCUCUCCUCAGUUAUAGACGGUAAACCAGUGACAACGCUCUCCCACCCUCGAUUCGAGCCCCGUCCGUCGUCUCUAGUCGAACGAACAAGACAGUCUAUGUCUCUACUACCGCCGCCAUCAAGCACUCGUUCGCGACAAUCUCUGGCUGCACGACGCGAAACGAGACAAUCGCAAGUGUUCCCUAUCAAUCAAUUCGAGACCCCGCCCAAGGAAGUGCCGGAGCCGUCUCGCUCAGGAGCGUCUACGCCACGGGACGAGCUUUUCACUGAGGAAGCGGAGUAUGCUAGUAUCUUUAAGAGUCGGCCGCGGGUUGCGCAUAGUCCUUUGAUGUCCCCGGCUGUUCAUGUAGGGUUUGAUGUUGAUGAUGACGACGAUGCGGAUGGAUAUGUUGACGAUAGUCAGAGCGUGCUCGAUCUGGCUAUUGCCGGCUCGCCGUUGGCGAUGAAGAAGAGAUGA
This is a messenger RNA of Talaromyces atroroseus, 1983 nucleotides long. RefSeq lists its product as hypothetical. The record is from RefSeq and is a predicted model, not a curated record. Gene Ontology annotation, molecular function: microtubule binding. Gene Ontology annotation, biological process: spindle assembly. Gene Ontology annotation, cellular component: mitotic spindle microtubule; HAUS complex. Bases 1 to 1983 code for a protein of 660 amino acids. Lineage: Eukaryota; Fungi; Ascomycota; Eurotiomycetes; Eurotiales; Trichocomaceae. The transcript has 3 exons.